Molecule: messenger RNA, 9633 nt
Organism: Podarcis lilfordi (Lilford's wall lizard)
Lineage: Eukaryota; Metazoa; Chordata; Lepidosauria; Squamata; Lacertidae
Source: the annotation of a GenBank genome assembly
UUCCUGCUUUGGUGUCUCUCUUGCAAGGGCUGCCUCGCUCUGCCCUCCUGGGAUCUGGUGAGUCUCCUCUCUCUCUGGGAUCUGGUGGGGGUCCCAGGGCUGCAGCAGGGGAGGGGGCUGGGGGGACCCCAAGUCAGGGAGGAGAGGGUCCUGCCAGGGAGGGGCCAGGUCUGCCACGCUCUCCUUCCUGCAGAUCAGAGGAUCCCAAACUCAUUUGGCCUUUCAGAAGAAAAUGACUCCCACGAAAUCUCAUUUCUUUAAAGAAAGGAGUCCCUGGUCUUUAACUCUGUGUGUCAUCGCUCAUCCUCAUUACACAACAGAGGGAACAAAUGUGCAAAUGGUUUUCCAAAGCUGGUGGAGGAGGUGGACACUAGCCCCCCCCCCAAAAAAAAGGUGGGAGAGAAAGGCCAGGAGUAAAGAGAGGGAUCCCAGCCCAGAGUCCGGCUGCUGCAUUGGGGACCAGUUUCCCAGUGUCUCCCAGGGCAGCUCCCCACGGAGGCCACUGCAGCAAUCCCCUCGCACCCAGAGCAGGGCAUCCCAGGACCACAUCCUCUCUCUCCCAAAGGGAUUGUUGCUGGAAAACCAGCCGGAAAUGGGCGCUGCUACUCACUGAGCCUCCAGGGACCUUGGCAUCAAUGUCUCUCUGUGUGUUAAGCUAUCUAACAGAAUACUAAUACUAAAUUACACACCUAAAUUUCAAGGGAGGUGUCUUUGGCCUCAUCCACUUGGCCCUCAGGGGUUGGCCAGAUACAUACCUGGCCCUCGGGGCAAAGAAAAAGUGUCCCCACCCCAGGAAUCUGUCUGGCAAGCGGCAGACAGUACAGAAAAGGAGACAGAAGCAGGGAGUGGAGGUGAGGGUGGGGGUGGGGAGCAACUCCUGAGACCCCCAGAUGAGGACCCCCACUAGAGCUAAACAUCCAUUUUUCACAAGAUACAAAUAACUCCCUUGUCAGUCGGUUCUGACUUCAUGCAUUGACUGAAAGGCAGCAGAAACCAGGAUGAUCUCAAAGAAAUCCCUUUAGUUGCCUCCACAUUUUGCAUUGCUAGAAGGAUAGAGACUUAUUUCUUCUCCUCUUCCUCCUCCUCUUUCUUUUCAAAAAGAUAGCUCAUGGUCUGAGAUACGGUGCAGUCCAGCCCUGGUUCCCAGCAAGACUCAUCCAUGCUUUCUUAGGGAACCAUUUCCCCUCCCCCCCCCCCCCCCGUCCUUCAGAUUUUGUAACAAAACAUUGUAUUUGCUUUGUAGGAUUUGCUAGAGCUUCUCAUUUAGACGGACAGAACUUGGCAGAAGACCAAAGGGUUCCUUCCGAUCUCUUAGAGGCUUCCUGAGAGCACAGAUGGAUGAGCAAGACACAGCUGGCCCUAGAGCAGGAAGAGGCCAUGCCAUCCAAACUGGGAGCAGUGGGGGGUUAUGGGAAAACUCUGCGCAGAAGAUCCUGAGUGAGGAGGACACCCUCCGCUCAGAGGUGCAGAGCCAGCAGGUGAGGCAGUUCUGCUGCCAGGAGGCCAAAGGACCCCGAGAGGUUUGCAGCCGACUCUACCACCUUGACCAUCAGUGGCUGAAGCCAGAAAGGCACACGAAAGCUGAGAUGCUGGACCUGGUGAUCUUGGAGCAGUUCCUGGCUGUUCUUCCACCAGAGAUGGAGAGCUGGGUGAGGGAGUGCGGAGCAGAGACCAGUUCGCAGGCAGUGGCCCUGGCCGAAGGUUUCCUCCUGAGUCAGGCAGAGGAGAGAAAGCAGGCAGAGAGAAAGCAGGUGAGAGAGACUUUCCUAUGGAUACUCCCAAGGGGCUCCAAACAGGACAGAGAACAUCCCAUAAUGGUCUGCUGAUGGCCCAUCCUUUUUCUGGGAAGGCAUCCAUGGAAUGAGAUCUCGUACUCUUCAAGUCUUUGUCAUUCUCUUUCUAGUAUUUCUCCCCAUUCUCUGUUUUGAAUCCUUGUUUCUUUUUCAGGGAAAGGAUCUCUUUGCAGAAAUGGACCUGGAUUCCUGUGAGGCAGAGAGGCCUCCGUUGGACACCAGAGAGAGGCAACUGGGUAAGGAGGAAGGUGGUUUUUCUCCGUUUGGUCUCAUUCUGUUGGUUUUCCAACUCAUCUGUGGGUGCUUUUCAUCUUGUUUUGGGGGAGACAGUUGGGAACAAGGGUCCAGAGAAAGGGAGAUGAAUUUCUGCACAAACAAACAUAUGAAAUGGGCAGAAACCUCCAAAUGCACUCAGCGGGUGAGGCUUUCUCAAAGGCCCAUCUGUAGUUAGAGAUGCCCUGUUUCACCUGUGAGAGAAGCAGGCACUCCUGGCGUCUUGCUUAUGUUUUUUCUCUUGCAGGUGACGGAAUGAUGCUGGCAAGACCUCCCUAUCCGCCUUUUCAUGGGGGCAGAAGGGGAGCAGCGGCUGUGGAACCAGAUCAGGUCAGGGGAAGCUGCCUUGUGGGGACAGAGGCCGAGGGAUGGAGCAAUGUCAUGGACUGGUUGGGCACAGAGGAAUGGUGGAAGGAAGCAGCCGGGAAACCAGGAAGGGAGGACGUCUUAGAGCCCAAGGAGUGGAGGUGGAGGAAGGAUGAGCGGUCAGAGGGAGAAGAGGGAGAAGCCUGGGAAGAGGAGGUGUCAGAAGCUGAAGGGGUAACAGGGAUUAGUGAGCUGGGAGACUCUGUGGCAGAAUGCAGUCCAGAAUCAGAGGCAGAAGAGGAAGGAGGUGAGUGGGCAGAGGGAGGGCAAGAGACAGAGUUGAGUCAGGAGAAGGCGGAGCCACUGGUGGCUCCCUCUCCUUUUGCCAGAAGCCACCCUCCCUGCUUGUCUCUCAGAGCCAGGAGACCAAAAUAGGCUUAUUUUAAUUGUAGAUUGAUCACUGAAUGCUAAAAUUGUUUUCUAAGGAGUGGACAAAUGAGAACAAAUAGUGGCCUGGAUUCACCUAACCAGCCCCAUCGGAUGAAAAAUGGGGCCUGCCCCCCAUUCCUCCCCCUCUCCAUGCUCCCAGGAACCCCUUGAAUUUGAUUUUACAGCAUUGGGAGGGAACUCCCUAGAACAGCACAUGAGGAGAGGAGAAAGUGGAUCCUUCCAUCUGGCAAACUGGAAUCCCUGCAUAGGCAGAAUGAUUUGAAAACCACAUGUGGAGAUCCACCUAUUUGCACAAAGAUGAAUACCCAUAAUUAAAAUGCAGAAUAAAAUAAGCACCCAUAAUUAAAAUGUGCUGCAAAACAAUCCUAUUGAAACAACACCGCAAUUUACAGGAAGGAAACCACAGAGCAUUGUAGAGCAGAUCAUAUUUCUGCAGUCUCAGAGGAGGACAUUUCCCUUUUUCUUUUAGGGUCCAGUCUGCUUUGAAGAUGUCGCUGUUCGUUUCACGGACGAGGAGUGGGAGUUGCUGGAUCCUGACCAGAGAACUCUGCAUAAGGACGUCAUGGAGGAGAAUCGUGGGAUCGUGGCCUCUCUUGGUAAGGCUCCCUGUGGGCUCGUCCUAUAUGCCAGGAAAUUCCAAAAAUACCUCUAUGAGACGAACCUCAUAAAUUUUUACAGAUCUCAACAGCACUCCCUAUAACACCUGGGAACCUAACACCCCCACAAUAAAGAGUAACUUACAGUUUUUUCUUUGAAAAAUCUUCCUCAAAUUAUUCCUUUUUCUACCACGAUUGGGCUGGUCUGAACUGCCCAGGCCAUCUUAAAUGUCAGCUUCAGAAUUGUUAGGAAAGAUAAGUAGCUUCAGGUUUUCUGUUUUCGUUUUUGCUCCUGUCAGUCUUGGGUUGACCAAAGAGACGACUGACAUUGGAGAUGGAGCGGAUGCCAUGACUGGGCCAACCAAAAUCCAUGCCAGAGAAGAGCUAGACUUAUUGAAUUUCAGGUAGAAGUAGCAGUGGUGGUGAUGAUGAUGAUGAUGAUGAUGAUGAUACAGUGGUACCUCAGUUUACAAACGUAAUCUUUUCCAGAAGAGGACUGUUCUUAAAUCAAGAUACCACUGUAGUAAUAAUAACAAUAACAAUAAUAAUAAUAAUUUAUCCCCUGCCCAUCUUACUGGGUUGCUCCAGCCACUCUGGGCGGCUUCCAACAUACAUAUAAACAUGAAACAUAAAUAAUAAUAAUCUGAUCCCAUAUAAAAAGAACAUUAACUUUAAAAUGAACAGCUUAUACUAGUGGCCAAAAUUGUGGAAACCUUUUGUGAAAAGUGUAUUUCUGAGGUUUGAUGGCUCAUAACACCACUUUUGUGUGGAGUAAUACCAUAAAAUUAUAUAGCAAUGGAAAGAUAAUUUAAUGAAGAAUGUAAUGCAAUGAAUUUUAUGAAGGAGUAUUUAUUAGAACAGCAGUCAUAAAGAAAAAACGUGAAACCUUUGGUAACCAUUGGUAACGUUUAGCUUUAAUUACGGCCUUACAACGCCUUCCCAUGAAGUGAACCAAGUUUUUAGUUCUGCAGCUGUAAUAAUGUGAAACCAAGACUGAAUUAUUGCCUCUGUUAAUUGGGCUUUAUUGCUGGGUUGCUUCUGACUAACAAGUUUCUUUAGUCGGCUCUAUAGAUUUCCGAUUGGGUUAAAGUUUGGGCUGUUCCGAGGCCAUUCCAGCAGUGAAAUAUCAUUAUCUUGAAAGCAUCUUUUGCACACAGCAGCAACACGACAUAGAGCUGAAUCCUGUUGAAAUAAUACAUAAAAAUAAAAAUUUAUAAAUAUAUAUAAAUGCUUCAGUAUCUGGGAAAAGAUCACCUGCGGAACACUUCAGUUUGGGCUCAAGUAUUUUGUUUAUGCAUUUUGGAGCAUUUAUAUUCCCAUUAAUGAUGCAAAUUCUGCCCACACCUUUUGCUGCCAUACAACCCCAGAUCAUCACACUGUCUGGGUGUUUCACAGUCAGUGAAUCAUAGAAUCAUAGAAUCAUAGAGUUGGGAGAGACCACAAGGGCCAUCGAGUCCAACCCCCUGCCAAGCAGGAAACACCAUCAGAGCACUCCUGACAUAUGGUUGUCAAGCCUCUGCUUAAAGACCUCCAAAGAAGGAGACUCCACCACACUCCUUGGCAGCAAAUUCCACUGUCGAACAGCUCUUACUGUCAGGAAGUUCUUCCUAAUGUUUAGGUGGAAUCUUCUUUCUUGUAGUUUGGAUCCAUUGCUCCGUGUCCGCUUCUCUGGAGCAGCAGAAAACAACCUUUUCCCUCCUCUAUAUGACAUCCUUUUAUAUAUUUGAACAUGGCUAUCAUAUCACCCCUUAACCUCCUCUUCUCCAGGCUAAACAUGCCCAGCUCUCUUAGCCGUUCCUCAUAAGGCAUUGUUUCCAGACCUUUGACCAUUUUGGUUGCCCUCCUCUGGACACGUUCCAGUUUGUCAAUGUCCUUCUUGAACUGUGGUGCCCAGAACUGGACACAGUACUCCAGGUGAGGUCUGACCAGAGCAGAAUACAGUGGCACUAUUACUUCCCUUGAUCUAGAUGCUAUACUCCUAUUGAUGCAGCCCAGAAUUGCAUUGGCUUUUUUAGCUGGCGCGUCACACUGUUGGCUCAUGUCAAGUUUGUGGUCAACCAAGACUCCUAGAUCCUUUUCACAUGUACUGCUCUCAAGCCAGGUGUCCCCAUCUUGUAUUUGUGCCUCUCAUUUUUUUGCCCAAGUGCAAUACUUUACAUUUCUCCCUGUUAAAAUUCAUCUUGUUUGUUUUGGCCCAGUUCUCUAAUCUGUCAAGGUCGUUUUGAAGUGUGAUCCUGUCCUCUGGGGUGUUAGCCACCCCUCCCAGUUUGGUGUCAUCUGCAAAUUUGAUCAGGAUGCCCUUGAGUCCAUCAUCCAAGUUGUUGAUAAAGAUGUUGAAUAAGACCAGGCCCAAGACAGAACCCUGUGGCACCCCACUAGUCACUCUUCUCCAGGAUGAAGAGGAACCAUUGAUGAGCACCCUUUGGGUUCGGUCAGUCAGCCAGUUACAAAUCCACUGAGUGGUAGCAUAGUCAAGACCACAUUUUACCAGCUUCUUUACAAGAAUAUCAUGAGGCACCUUGUCAAAUGCCUUGCUGAAAUCAAGGUAGGCUACAUCCACUGCGUUCCCUUCAUCUACCAGGCUUGUAAUUCUGUCAAAAAACGAGAUCAGGUUAGUCUGACAUGACUUAUUUUUCAGAAAUCCAUGCUGACUAUUGGUGAUCACAGCAUUCCUUUCUAGGUGCAGUGUAAUGCAAGUAGGAUGUAAAUCUUAUCUGAUUCUUCUCCUCGGGUAUUUCAUGCCAUCACUACCAAGCAAGGAAAUUUGGGUCUCAUUGCUCCAAAUAACACUGUUCCACUGUUCUGCUGUCCAGUUAACAUGGGUUUAAUCUUUUCAACCUUUGCUUGAGAGAUAACAAUGGCUUUUUCUUAGAAUUCUAACAUUUAGACCAGUCCUUGCACUCAACUUCACAUUACAUUGCACCAUGUCAUCUUAUAUCCACCCAGAUGAUAUUCUUCUUUCAUGUAGGGACAGUCUCUUCAGUCUUCGAUCGUCACUUGCCUUUGUGCACCUUUUCCUGCCUUUACCACUCUGAUUUUGUAGUGACUGAGUCUCUUUAUACCUCUUCAAAAAUAUAGAAAGGCCAGCUUUGGUGUAGUUUUUCCCAAUCUUUCAUCUAAUUUCUUCAUAACUGUAGCCUUGUUCACUUAAUAGUACAAUUUUACAUCACUUUCUGGGUGAUUAGUCAACUCUUUGUGCCAUUUCUUUAAUUUGAUUAUGUUUUUCAACCUCACUAAAUGACCAACUUGAUAGCAAUCACAUAAGACACUGACAAAAGUCAACCUAAGCAAGUUGUGCUUCCUUUUUCUGGUUAUUUGGCUAUAAGGUUUGAUAAAAUAUAGGUAAUUGAACAAACUUUGUUGGAUUGCAUUCUUGAUUACAUUCUUGAUCAAAUUAUCUUUCCAUUGAUAUAUCAAUUUAUAAUAUUACUACAAAAGAAGAACUACACUUUUUUUCAAAAGUCUUCCACAAUUUUAACCACUACUUUAUAUCAAACAAAGCAACAUUCAGCAACUCAUCAGAAUCUCAUAAUAAAUAUGUUGGUUAAUGACAAACAACACAGGUCAUGAACACACACCCAACUCCCUUCAGUUCUUCUCGAUUUGUUCCUAAGGCUCUAAUCCCUUUUUGUCUCCAUUGCAGAUUGUGAUGAAUCGGAAAUUGAGAACAAAGGUGACCACGAUAAAAUCCCCAGGGAGGAGAAGCCAUGUAGAAAUUUGGAGUGUGGAGAAAGCUGCAGUCAAAACUCCCAUUCCACUUCCCAUCAACAAAAUAUCAUUGGAAAGAAAGUUUGUCACUGCAUAGAAUGUGGAAAGAGAUUCAGUCAGAGCUCCAAUCUCACUUCCCAUCAAAGAAUUCAUACAGGGGAGAAACCCUAUCAGUGUGUGGAAUGUGGAAAGAGCUUCACUCAUAGCUCCUCUCUCACUUCCCAUCACAGAAUUCAUACAGGGGAGAAACCCUAUCAGUGUGUGGAAUGUGGAAAGAGCUUCAGUCAGAGCUACUCUCUCACUUCCCAUCAAAGAAUUCAUACAGGGGAGAAACCCUAUCAGUGUGUGGAAUGUGGAAAGAGCUUCACUCAUAGCUCCUCUCUCACUUCCCAUCACAGAAUUCAUACAGGUGAGAAACCCUAUCAGUGUGUGGAAUGUGGAAAGAGCUUCACUCAUAGCUCCUCUCUCACUUUCCAUCAAAGAAUUCAUACAGGGGAGAAACCCUAUCAGUGUGUGGAAUGUGGAAAGAGCUUCACUCAUAGCUCCUCUCUCACUUUCCAUCACAGAAUUCAUACAGGUGAGAAACCCUAUCAGUGUGUGGAAUGUGGAAAGAGCUUCACUCAUAGCUCCUCUCUCACUUUCCAUCACAGAAUUCAUACAGGGGAGAAACCCUAUCAGUGUAUGGAAUGUGGAAAGAGCUUCGGGAAGAGCUCCAAUCUCACUUCCCAUCAAAGAAUUCAUACAGGGGAGAAACCCUAUCAGUGCGUUGAAUGUGGAAAGAGCUUCACUACUAGCUCCUCUCGCGCUUUCCAUCAAAGAAUUCAUACAGGGGAGAAACCCUAUCAGUGUGUGGAAUGUGGAAAGAGCUUCAGGAAGAGCUCCGAUCUCACUUUCCAUCAAAAAAUUCAUACAGGGGAGAAACCCUAUCAGUGUGUGGAAUGUGGAAAGAGCUUCAGGAAGAGCUCCGAUCUCACUUUCCAUCAAAAAAUUCAUACAGGGGAGAAACCCUAUCAGUGUGUGGAAUGGGGAAAGAGCUUUACUCAUAGCUCCUCUCUCACUUCCCAUCACAAAAUUCAUACAGGGGAGAAACCCUACAAGUGUAUGGAAUGUGGAAAGAGCUUCAGGAAGAGCUCCAAUCUCACUUCCCAUCGAAGAAUUCAUACAGGGGAGAAAGCCUAUCAGUGCGUUGAAUGUGGAAAGAGCUUCACUAAUAGCUCCUCUCUCGCUUUCCAUCAAAGAAUUCAUACAGGGGAGAAACCCUAUCCGUGUGUGGAAUGUGGAAAGAGCUUCAGGAAGAGCUCCGACCUCACUUCCCAUCAAAGAAUUCAUACAGGGGAGAAACCCUAUCAGUGCGUUGGAUGUGGAAAGAGCUUCACUAAUAGCUCCGAUCUCACUUCCCAUCAAAGAAUUCAUACAGGGGAGAAACCCUAUCAGUGCGGAGAAUGUGGAAGGAGCUUUAGUCAGAGUGGCCAUCUCACUUCCCAUCAGAGAAUUCAUACAGGGGAGAAACUCUAUCAGUGUGUGGAAUGUGGAAAGAGCUUCACUGUUAGCUCUAAACUCACUUCCCAUCAAAGAAUCCAUACAAAGAUUGGAAAAACCAUUAUACAGCUUUAGGAGCCUGGCAAAUCCACACCAUUUUAACCAGGCCUUUUUCUUAAUGACAUCUAAUGCUAUUUUAACAUGUGAUGUUUUGUGUUUUUAUGUUGUGUUUUUAUAUUCUAAGCCUCCUGAGACCUGUGGGUGUAGGGAAUACAGCCACUCUUAAAUUCCUAGGGGUCUUUGCGCCCCCCCAUAAAAUAUUUGAGGAGGCCACCCCCCAGGUUUUCUUUGUGUGUUUUUUUCAAAUGCAACCUUCUUUUCUUUCACAACUUGCCAUACCAUUUCACUUUCAAUUUGCCCUUUUAAGAAAUUUUUAAAAUCGCACAAAGGUCAUGAGAAAAACAAAAUACAAGAAAAUACAAACAUGGACAGGUCCCAUCUUUGCGGGCCAAACGCAAAAGUUGCUUUAAAGGAGGCUUUCCCAAAGUUGGGUCCCAAGCAGCUCCCGGGACUACAGUUUCCAUCAUCCCUCCCCAUUGGUCCUGCUAGCUAGGGAUGAUGGGAGUUGUAGUCCAAAAACAGCUGGAGACCCAAGUUUGCUUUAAAGGGGAAGUGGGCUGGCCCUGUGACACCCUCUGCUGGCCAAAAGCACUGCCCCAGAAUCUGAACCACCCCCAGUACUGCUAAUUGGAAUUUAUAGAGCGCAAAACUGAAAUUUGAUCGGCACUUCAACCUCUAGGGAGCUUCUAGGUUCUUUCUGCACCACCUAGAGUACCCACAGAAUUGUGUCUUCUACUGGCAACACACAUAGGAGAACAAAUGAAAGACAAACACAAGGGGCAGGGAAAAGUCUGGAAAGGGCCAUACCAAAUGGACAUCCGGUGUGAAGAGGUCACUUUCCCCACUGCUGAACAAUGCCACAGGUAGAGGAGAUGGAAUGCUAGAAGUGUUCUCCAGGGCAAGGGGAG